Telopea speciosissima is the source of this 3315-nucleotide messenger RNA. RefSeq names its product putative disease resistance protein RGA3. The record is from RefSeq and is a predicted model, not a curated record. Bases 34 to 3315 code for a protein of 1093 amino acids. NCBI's taxonomy places the organism in Eukaryota, Viridiplantae, Streptophyta, Magnoliopsida, Proteales, Proteaceae. The transcript has 2 exons. Gene Ontology annotation, biological process: defense response to other organism. Gene Ontology annotation, molecular function: protein binding; ADP binding.
CCCUUGCUGCUGUUCUUUACUAAGAAAGAUUAAAUGGCUGCUGAAUCGAUUCUUGUCUCCGGAGCACAACAAGUCUUGACGAGUUUGAUCCCUGUUGUUACCCAUGAAAUCGGUCAAGCAUGGGGUGUGAAGGCAGAGUUGAAAAAGCUGGAGACUACCUUGACCACCAUUCGAGAUGUACUCAAGGAUGCCGAGAACCAGCAAGUAGAGAAGGAGGCUGUGAAAAACUGGUUGAGGAGGCUCAAAAGUGUUGCUUAUGAUGCAGAUGAUGUGCUUGAUGAGUUCAACUAUGAAGCUUUAAGACGUAAAAUGGAGAUCCAAAACCGAGGAAAGAUGGGAAAGGUACGCAACUUCUUCUCACGCUCCAAUCCCUUUGCGUUUCGUCUUAAAAUGGCCCAUAAGCUUAAGGACAUCAAUGAAGUGUUAGAUGGAAUCAGAAAGGAUGCAAAUGACUUCAACCUUAGAGUACGACCGGAGGACUCAUCAUCAGCUCAUUCCACAUCAUCCAUGAUGAAGAACAAAACAGAGGACAGGCAAACCACCUCUGUUAUAGAUGAUUCGGAAGUGGUUGGAAGGGCAGAUGACAAAUCAGUAUUAGUGGAUAUGCUGGUUAAAACUUGCACUGAUCAAAUCAUUUCGGUCUUCCCCAUUGCAGGAAUGGGGGGACUUGGGAAGACCACUCUCGCUCAAUUGGUCUUCAAUGAUCCAUUGACGAAGGACCAUUUUGAUUUAAGAAUGUGGGUAUGUGUUUCUGAACCAUUUGAAGUCCCCAGACUUUUAAAAGAAAUCACAGAAUCAGCUGUUGCUGAUGGAACUAAAUUUGAUGUAUCAAACUUAGAUCUCACAGCACGUAAGCUCCAAGAGAAGUUGGUGGGUAAACGGUUUUUACUAGUACUAGAUGAUGUUUGGAGCGACGAUGGUGAAAAAUGGGAUAACUUGAUAAAGCACUUAAAAUCUGGCAGUGCAGGUAGCAAGAUUAUUGUGACUACACGUAGCAAUAAUGUUGCAAGGAUGAUGACUCCAAAUCACACUCAUUAUUUGGGAAUAUUAUCAGAAAAAGAAUGUUGGUCUUUGUUUCAUCAAAGAGCAUUUAGAAAUGGAGGGCCACAAGAAACCCCAAACCUGGUGGAAAUUGGAGGGAGAAUUGUAAAAAAGUGUGGAGGAGUGCCUUUAGCAGUGAAGGUCGUAGGAAGCUUAAUGCACUACAAAAUGGAAGAAGGUGAAUGGUUGUCUGUGGAACAAGGUGAAUUUUGGAAUUUACCAGAAGAUAAUAGUAGAAGAAUGAUGGGGAUUAUAAAGUUGAGUUACGAUCAUCUGCCGUCAUAUUUGAAAUGUUGUUUUGCGUAUUGUUCAGUAUUCCCCAAGGAUUAUGAAUUUGAUAUAAAAAUGUUGACACAAUUAUGGAUGGCUGAGGGAUUCCUUGGAAGCAAACAAAUGGAGGAUGUCGGCAAUGAAUAUUUCAAUAGCUUAUUAUUGAAUUCUUUCUUUCAAGAUGUGGAGAAGGACAAAUACGGAGAUAUAAAGAGAUGCAAGAUGCAUGAUCUUAUACAUGAUCUUGCACAAGUUGUCGGAAAGCUUGAAUAUUCCACCAUGAAGCCCAAUAAUGUGGAAAAUAUUUCUGAUGAAGUUCGUGGUUUGUCACUUUUUUCAGAUCAUGAGGACACAUUAAUUGAAAUUCCAAAAGACUUGGAAAAGGCAAAGAAAUUGCGGACAACAUUAAUAUUUCUCCAAAAGAAGUCUUUGGGAUGGAAAAGUAAAUACUCUGUCUCAAAUAUUGAUAUUUUGAUGAACUUCCAGAGCUUGCGUGUGUUGGAUGUAUCAAGUUGUUGGGUGAAGGAGGUGCCACCUUCAAUAAGAAAAUUGAAACAUUUAAGGUACCUUGACCUCUCAGAUAAUCUGAUUGAAGUGUUGCCGGAGUCUAUCACUAGCCUCUACAAUUUACAGACGUUAAAACUCAACAGUUGCUAUAUACUCCGAGAGCUUCCCAAGGAAAUGAGAAAGAUGGUUAGCCUGAGACAUUUGGAAUUUGAGGGCAGAUGGUUUGAGAUGCCAGUUGAGAUGGGGAGAUUGACUAAUCUUCAAACAAUAACAAGAUUUAUUGUAGGCAAAGAUGGAGGACGCAGUCUUAAACAGCUCAAGUGCUUGAAUAAUCUCAGAGGAGAACUAACCAUAAGUGGUCUGGAGGAUAUUGUAAUCAUAGAGGAAGCCAGGGAGGCAGAUUUGUGUGGGAAGCAUGGUAUUCGUUCUCUACGAUUAUGGUGGGGUACUGAAAGUAGACGUGACAAUGGCAACAAAAUGGAUGAUGAUGUGUUAGAAGGCCUAAAACCUCAUCCAAACUUGAAAAGUUUUUGGAUCCAAAACUUUGGCGGUACAAAAUACCCUACAUGGAUGGCAGCAGCUGCAAGUACUACUGGUUUGACAGCAUACAAAAAUUUGAUUGAGCUCAAACUAGAAAAUUGCCAUGGAUUGGAACAUAUCCCACCCAUGCUUGGGGAGCUACCCUUUCUUAGGGAUCUUGUAUUAGAGGGAAUGGAAAAGGUGAAAUGGACGGUUGCAUUUCCAUCGCUUAAGGAGCUAAAGCUAUCUGAAAUGUUAAAUUUGGUUGAGUGGUUGGAAGUGUUGCCUUCAUUUCCAUCUCUUGAGAAAUUGUGGCUCUACUCAUGCCCUGAGCUGAAAAUCAUGCCAAGUCGAUUCCCUUCCCUCAAAACCUUGCGGUUUUUGGAUACAAAUGAAAUGGCACUUAUAAGGUCAUUGUCAAGCAACCUUAUCUCUUCUGUCAAGGAUCUUGAAAUUAAAUCCUGUAGAGAACUGAAGUCGGUUCCAGAGAGGUUGCUACAAAACAAUGCACAUGUUCUUGAGAACAUGGAGUUCUGUGCAUGCUACAAGCUUGAAACAAUUUUUCCAAGUAGUCAAGGAGGACAAGAAGAGCUGGAGGGAUCAUCUCCCCUGCCCACACCCCUAGAUUUUCCCUCUCUUAAAAGAUUGGUAAUAGUUAGUUGUCCACUAUUAAAGUCUUUGCCAGACUUAAGGGGAAUGACUUCUCUUCGACAGUUGCAUUUGACUGGCUUUAAGGAAUUGAAGUCAGUACCAGAGGGGUUGCACCGGCUCACCAUGCUUGAGAUUUUAGAAAUUGGUGAUUUUUCAGAGAAGGAGGAGGAGGGGCUGCAGCAGCUGGAUUACAUAAAAGGAGAAGAGGAUCUCCAACGCCUUGUCUCCCUUCGAAAACUAUUUCUUUACGGAUGGCCUCACCACAAGAAUCUCCGAGAUCAACUUAAGCACCUCACCAAUUUAAUAUAUGUGAGGAUGAUAAGUUGA